AUGGAUACCCUUGAUAGAGAAAUCCAAACCCCAAAUUCAGGUCGUAAACAAGGCGGCCUUGAUAGAGAAAUCCAAACCCCAAAUUCAGGUCGUAAACAAGGCGGCUGGAUCACCUUCCCCUUCAUUAUCGGGGCAUUGGCAGGGUUGACACUGGCUGCUGGAGGAUGGAUGUCGAACCUCAUUGUGUAUUUGAUUCAGGUAUUCAAUUUAAAGAGCAUUGAUGCUGCUCAGGUUUCUAACAUAGUGAAUGGAGGAUCAAGUCUGUUUCCUAUAGUUGGAGCUAUUAUAGCUGACUCUUGCUUGGGCUGUUUCGCCGUGAUCUCAAUAUUUUCCAGCAUCUCUUUACUGGGCACAGGUUUUCUUGCCUUAACCGCUACAGUAAAUUCAUUGAGGCCUCAACUCUGUAUUGAUGGAUCCAGCUUUUGCAAAGCCCCAUCAAAGGUUCAAUUCCUCGUCCUUUAUGCAGGAAUAGCUCUGGCAUCUAUUGGUCAGGGAGGCACGCGUUUUACUUUAGCAACAAUGGGAGCAAACCAAUUCCGUAAGCCCCAACAGCAAGGGAUUUUCUUCAAUUGGUACUUUUUCACUCUAUACACUGCCUCUGUUGUAAGUUCCACAGCUAUAGUCUAUAUUGAGGACAACCUGAGUUGGGGGUUGGGUUUCGGAAUAUGCGUUGCUGUUAAUUUCAUUGGCUUAGCCAUUUUCUUGCUGGGAAACUGGUUCUAUUUACAUGACAAGCCUCUAGGGAGUCCAUUCAUGAAUAUUGCUCGUGUAAUGGUGGCUGCUUUUAAGAAAAGAAACCUCCCACUCUCUCCCCUGAGCGAGGAUUAUUACGAUGAACAUAAUCAAGCAAUGACUUUGGAGGCUGCAGGCCCUACAAAUAGUUUCAGGUUCCUCAACCGUGCGUCAUUGAAAGCUGAAGGAGACAUUGGAUCAGAUGGCUCAAUAGCAAAGCCGUGGAGUCUUUGCACAGUGCAACUUGUAGAAGAUCUGAAAACCUUGAUCAGAAUUUUUCCAUUAUGGUCUUCAAGUAUAUUUUUAAGCACCCCAAUAGGAAUCCAGCUCAGCCUGACAAUACUCCAAGCUCUGAGCAUGGAUCGUCACCUUGGACAACAUUUCAAAAUCCCUGCUGGCUCUAUGAUAGUCAUAGUGUUAAUUUCCACAUCCAUUUUUCUCACCCUGAUUGAUCGAUUCUUUUGCCCUAUGUGGCAGAAGCUGAUUGGGAACUCUCCAUCGGCCCUCCAGCGAAUAGGCAUAGGCCAUGUGUUGAACAUGCUAGGAAUGGCAGCGUCAGCAUUGGUGGAAUCAAAACGGCUCAAAAUGGUCCAUGCCUACCAUCUCCAGUCUCAACCAACGUCCGUAUUGCCCAUGUCGGCUUUAUGGCUGUUUCCCCAACUUGUUUUGGUUGGAAUUGGAGAAGCCUUUCAUUUCCCUGGACAAGUUGCACUCUAUUAUCAAGAAUUUCCUGCAUCUCUAAGAAGCACAGCAACUGCUAUGAUUGCCAUGAUUAUUGGGAUAGGUUUCUACUUGAGCACUGCUAUAAUUGAUUUUCUUAGGAGGGUUACCAGCUGGUUACCUGAUAACAUAAAUAAUGGGAGGUUAGAUCAUGUUUAUUGGGCCUCAACUGUGGUAGCAUUGGUUAACUUUGGUUAUUACCUUGCUUGUGCCAUGUUGUAUACGUAUCAGAAUGUUGGAAAGGAAGUGGCUGAUAGUUCUGGUUGAGAAUGUUAGAUAUAGAGAUUUUUCUAUGGUACUCUAGAGAUAAUAUCUUUUUGU
This is a messenger RNA of Durio zibethinus, 1773 nucleotides long. Its product is annotated as protein NRT1/ PTR FAMILY 2.7-like. Gene Ontology annotation, biological process: transmembrane transport. The record is from RefSeq and is a predicted model, not a curated record. NCBI's taxonomy places the organism in Eukaryota, Viridiplantae, Streptophyta, Magnoliopsida, Malvales, Malvaceae. Gene Ontology annotation, cellular component: membrane. Gene Ontology annotation, molecular function: transmembrane transporter activity.